Molecule: messenger RNA, 1826 nt
Organism: Hyaloscypha bicolor E
Lineage: Eukaryota; Fungi; Ascomycota; Leotiomycetes; Helotiales; Hyaloscyphaceae
Product: general substrate transporter
Exons: 5
Coding region: 4-1599 (531 amino acids)
Biological process (GO): transmembrane transport; carbohydrate transport
Cellular component (GO): membrane
Molecular function (GO): carbohydrate:proton symporter activity
Source: RefSeq, a predicted model, not a curated record
AAAAUGUCGACAGGUAUCAAGGCAAAGGAUGAGGUCCACGGGGGCGAGCAGGUCGACGCUGUGUAUCCCGAGGUCUUGGUCAACCCGGAUCUCAUGGGCGAUGCCGUCGACGGCGAGAACCGCGAGCAUGAGAUGGGCGUAUGGGAGGCGGUCAAGAGCCAUCCCUGGGCUUGUUUAUGGGCGUUUAUCAUGUGCUUCACCAUCGUCAUGGAGUCGUUCGACAUGUUCCUGAGCGGUAAUUUUGUCGCGCUCCCCGCGUUCCAAAGAAGGUACGGUGUCCAGGUGGAGGGAUCCGGAUGGACGAUCCCAACCAGGUGGCAGAGCGCCCUCUUCCAAUCCGGGCAAUGUGGUGCUUUUAUCGGGGUUUUCUUGGCCGGGCCCAUCACCAACCUUCUCGGCUACCGCUGGACUACCAUGUUGGCCCUGAUUCUUAUGAACGCCACCAUUUUCAUUUCCUUCUUUGCCGACUCACUGACCGUUCUUACGGUUGGACAAGCGCUGGAAGGCGUUCCUUGGGGACUCUUCAUUGCAAACUCCCCCGCCUACGCCAGUGAGAUUGUUCCUCUCGCCCUUCGAGGUGCCUGCACAGCUACUCUGCAAAUGAGUUGGUCUAUCGGUUCAAUCAUUGUCGCCGGCGCCACCUAUGGCUACAAUCAGCGAGACGAUCAGUGGUCUUGGCGAAUCCCUCUUGCCUUGCAGUGGAUAUUCCCCACCCCCCUCUUGGUCCUAAUCUUCCUCGCCCCCGAAUCUCCUUGGUGGCUUGUUCGUCACGGACGCAAAGAGGAAGCCCUUCGCUCUAUCGAGCGCCUCGGCGAGAAAUCCGGAAAGAACUCUCAACAGACACUGGCCAUGAUGGAGCGAACCGUUGAGAUCGAAGCUCAGAUUGGUGGUACCCCUUCCCUCCUCGACCUUAUCAAGGGUACCGAUUUGAGGCGAACAAUUAUCACCUGCUUGAUGUACGCGUCACAGAAUUUUGCUGGUAACCUGAUUGCCAACCAGGCAACUUUCUUCUUCGAGCAAGCCGGGAUCUCGACCAACAAAUCUUUCCAGCUCAAUCUGAUCAAUUCGUGUCUUUCAUUCGUUGCCAACGCGUGCUCCUGGUUUCUCACCGCCUGGUUCGGUCGUCGAACCAUUUAUCUCUGGGGCACAGCCACCAACGUCGUGCUGCUCUUUAUCCUCGGCAUCUGCGCUUCUGUCCCAACGAGCAAUGCAAUUAAUUACGCCCAGGCCUGUCUAGGUAUCAUCAUCUCCUUCGUGUUUGCCGGUACCCUCGGACCGAUCUCGUACACCAUCAUUUCCGAGACGUCCUCAGUCCGUCUUCGCGCUUUGAGCACCGGUGUCGGUCGCGCCGCCUACUAUGUUGCGGAGAUUCCCAUGAUCUAUCUAGCCUCGCAGAUGCUCAACCCGACAGGAUGGAACCUCGCUGGGAAGUGCGGUUACGUCUGGGGAAGCACCGCUUGCGUCUGCUGGGGGAUGGCCUUCUUCUUUCUUCCGGAGCUCAAGCAUCGCUCUUACCGUGAAAGCGAUAUCUUGUUCAAUCGCAAGGUUCCUGCCAGGAAGUUUAAGUCGACCAUUAUUGACGUCAAGGAUAACGAGUAAGGCAUGGGCGAUUGGUGAGAAGAAAUAAAACACUUGGUGAGCUUCCGCAGCGUGAUGACUGAGAAAAGAGUCUAUAUUUCGGUUCAAUAAAGGUGGGAGAGUGCUUCACGUGUGACUUGGGGAUAUGGUAGUCCAAGCUGUCCAUAUCGAUGCCGCGGCCAUCAGGCGCAAACUACUGUAGUCCGACCGAGGAGGACCACAGGACUCGGACGGUAUCAGGUGGCGCU